GUUUCUGUAUGUAUAUAUAUCAGCUCCCCACCGCUCCUUGUAAGCCACUUAAAUUAAUCCAUCAUUGCAUGCAACUAAUUGGAAAUUAAAACCCGGCCAUCAUCAGCAGCAUAUAUGGCGGCGAAAACGAGAGUGAUUUACUUAUGGGCGGUAGUGAUGGCGGCGGCUAUGGUGUGCAGUACGCAAGUGGAGGGAAGGGGAGUAGUAGUAGGGGGGAGAACAGAGAUUGAGGGGGUGAAGGGAAACCAGGAGGUUCAAGAAUUGGGGAGAUAUUGCGUGGACGAGUACAACAUCAAUAUCAACGGCAACGGCGGCGAUGGUGGGCUGAGGUUCUCGGAGGUGUUGGCGGCGGAGAGGCAGGUGGUGGCCGGGAUAAAGUACUAUCUGAAGAUCUCCGCCGUCGCCGUCUCCACGGGGGUUCCACACACUUUUGAUGCACAAGUGGUGGUCAAGCCCUGGCUUCAAAAUUCUAAACACCUACUCAGCUUUGCACCCUCUUCUUCUUAUCUCCUCCCGGCGGCCACUAAGUACCUUAGCUUCUAAGGCUCGCUCUAGCUAGCUCCCGGCCGGCGGCCGGCCCGUUCUUUUCAUGCUUCAUUAUGACCUCAGAUCACUCAGCUCGCUAGCUCUAAUUUUGUAAUGUAGUAGACUAGUAGUGCUGCCCUAUCUGCAGUAUCAUGUUAUGUGAUCUUGUGAUAGAUGCAAAUAAGUGGCUAGGAAAUGAAGGAAUAACCAGUAAUUCAAAAUACUUUAAUUUGCAGCUGCCUUUUAUUUUAA
Molecule: messenger RNA, 777 nt
Organism: Ipomoea nil (Japanese morning glory)
Lineage: Eukaryota; Viridiplantae; Streptophyta; Magnoliopsida; Solanales; Convolvulaceae
Product: cysteine proteinase inhibitor B-like
Exons: 1
Coding region: 115-543 (142 amino acids)
Molecular function (GO): cysteine-type endopeptidase inhibitor activity
Source: RefSeq, a predicted model, not a curated record